AUGGCAGCGCUGGGGAUCGCUCCACCACGAGUGCUCCGGCGGAAACUGAGCAGAAAAAGUAAGCUAAUCCUGGUGAUCGUCGGUUAUGGGAGAUGCCAGUUUCGGAUGCCCUGUGCUUCUUUCCUAGUUCAUUUGCUUUUAGCAUUGCUCAUUCAUUUCACAUCUGGAGAAACAGAAGUGAAGUUCAGUGGACAAACAGAAUUUAUAGUUAAUGAAACAAGUACAACUGUUAUACGUCUUGUAAUUGAGAGGACAGGGAAGCCUGCUAACAUCACAGCAAUUGUGUCGAUUGAUGGAGAAAACACAGGAGACUUUUUUGACACAUAUGCGGCUGCAUUUAUACCUGAUACAGAAACAAACCGAACAGUGUACAUAUCUGUCUGUGAUGAUGAUCUCCCAGAGGCUGAUGAGACAUUCACAUUUUACUUGACACUACCAAAACCAUCUGCAAGGAUAAAGCUUGGCUCACCCAAAUAUGUCACUGUAACAAUCUUAUCAAAUGACAAUGCCUUUGGAAUAAUUUCUUUUAACAUGUCUGCCUUAAUCACAGUGAAUGAGCCCAGGGGCAGAAACGAAUUUGUGCCUCUCACUCUAAUUAGGGAGAGGGGAACCUAUGGGACGGUCACCGUAACUUUUGAGAUAGAAGAUGGACCAAACCCAGCUGAAGAAGACUUAAGUCCAGCUAGGGGAAAUAUUACAUUUACCCCUGGGAGAUCAAUGCUGAUUUAUAAUUUAACACUGCUUGAUGAGGAGAUACCUGAAAAUGAUGAAUUGUUUGUUGUUCGUCUGAGGAACGUGGAGGGAGGGGCUGAAAUCAACAACACAAAAAAUUCUGUUCAGAUUAAUAUUAAGAAAAAUGACAGCCCUGUGCGUUUUGUUCGAAGUGCUUAUAUGGUGCCCGAGGAAGUUGAUGUGCUGACAGUUCAAGUGGUUCGUGGUAAGGAUGACAGUGGAAAAUUAAUUGGACCUGAUGAAUAUGAAGUCUCUGUCACUUACGCCAUCGUAACUGGGAAUUCAACAGCACAUGCACAGCUUAAUGUCGACUUCCUAGAUCUACAGCCAAAUACAACUAUUGUUUUCCCACCUCUAGUUCAUGAAACUUAUAUAAGAUUUAAGAUCCUUGACGAUGCCAUACCAGAAAUUGCUGAGACCUUUCAGAUUAUGCUUCUUAAGGACACUUUGCAGGGAGAUGCUGUUUUGGUUAAUCCAUCUGUUACUCAUGUCACCAUCCAACCGAACGAUAAACCCUAUGGAGUACUAUCAAUCAACAGUAUCCUGUUUGCUCAGACUGUUAUUAUUGAUGAAGACCAAAUUUCAAGGUUUGAAGGGAUCACGAUUGUCAGAAGCGGUGGAACGCAUGGGAAUGUGUCCAUUACCUGGGUUAUAACCCGAAAUAGCAGCGAUCCCUCACCUGUGACUGCAGACCUCAUCCCAGAGACUGGGGAGAUAUGUUUUCAUCAAGGACAGAUGCUGGUAACGCUUCCUCUGAACAUUAUUAAUGAUGACAUACCAGAAGAGGCAGAGCCCUAUCUUCUGAAACUCGUAGCUCAUACGACGCGGGGAGGUGCAGAAGUCAGUGAACCAUCUGAGCUUCUGUUUUACAUUCAGGACAGUGAUGAUGUUUAUGGCCUAAUAAAAUUUUAUCCUUUGGAGAACCAGAAGAUUGAAAGUAAUCCAACGGGACGCUUUUUAUCCUUGAGUUUUGCAAGAGAGAGAGGAACGGUUGGAGAUGUGCAGCUGGUUUAUACUGCACUGUAUAUUCCAGCUGGAGCUCUGAGUCCUGAGAGAGCGAAAGACGGCAUUCUAAAUACGUCUAGAAGAAGCAUUCUCAUGUUUCCAGAAGGAAAAACACAAGAUACUUUAAAUAUACCGAUAAGAAAUGAUGCAUUCCUUCAAAAUGGUGGUCAUUUCCUUGUUCAGCUGGAAAAAGUUGAGCUGGUGAAUAGAAUUCCUCUAGUCCCACCUGUGAGUCCUAGAUUAAGUGAGAUUCGAAAUAUUUCUCUGAGGAUUACUCCGGAUAUUGCAAAUGGAGAAAUAGGCUUUACUAGCAGUCUUCCACUUAUUCUUUCUGAGCCAGAAGAUUCCCUUGCUACAGUGGUUUCCAUCGCAUUGCAUCGAGAUGGGACUGAUGGUCAAGCAACUGUAUUUUGGAGUUUGAAACCCUCAGGUGUCAAUCAAAAGGCAGUAACACAUGAUGAUAUAAGUCCUUUUAAUGGCUCUGUUCUUUUCUUGUCUGGACAAAGUGAUACUACAAUCAACAUCACUAUUAAAGCUGAUGAUAUACCUGAAAUGAAUGAAACUGUGUUAUUAACUUUAGACAGGGUCAGCGUGGAAAAUCAAAUACUGAAAUAUGGGUUUACUACUUGUGAAAUUAUUAUUUUGGAAAAUGAUGAUCCCGGAGGAGUGUUUGAAUUUUCUCCCUCUUCCAGAGGUCCCUACAGUAUCAAGGAGGGGGAGUCUGUUGAACUGCAGAUUGUUCGCAGCAGAGGAAGUCUUGUCAGGCAGUUUCUACGGUACACUGUAGAACCAAGAGACAAUAAUGAGUUUUAUGGAAGCACAGGAAUUCUGGAGUUUAAGCCUGGUGAAAGAGAGAUCAUAAUUACUCUUCUGACAAGGAUGGAUGGGGUUCCAGAGCUGGAUGAGAUGUAUUCUGUGGUACUCAGUGGCUACAGUGAAAUGCCAGGCAAGUUGGGGAAUGCCACAAGGGUCAAUAUAACCAUUCUGAAGAACGAUGAUCCACAUGGUGUCAUUCAGUUUCUACCUGAUGAGCUAUCAGUAACAAUAAAGGAAAGUAAAGGAGAAAUCAUCUACACUGCUGCUUACAGAGUUGUAAGAAACCAGGGAAACUAUGGCAAUGUUAGUGUGUCUUGGAUUGUUGACCCGGCAUGUACUAAUGACAUCUAUCCAGAACAAGGGACUAUUUUCUUUGAUAAUCUGGAGUUUUCAAAAAAUAUCACCAUUUACUCACUGCCAGAUGAGGUACCUGAAGAGGUGGAAGUAUUUAUCAUCAGCUUAUUCAGUGCCACUGGUGGAGCAAGGCUGGGCAAUAUAACCAGUGCAAUUUUACAAAUUGCAAGGAAUGAUGAUCCCAUUUAUUUUUCAGAACCGCUGACAGUGAGCGUUAAAGAAGGAGGUGUUGCAAACUUUACAGUCCUGAGGAAUGGAUCUGCUGACGUUGCUAUUGCUGUCCAGUAUAUUACUGUUAAUGGAGAUGCAACAGCUGAAGAGGGAGACUUUGUUCCCAGUGGAAAGAGCAGUGUUAUUUUAUUUGAUGUUGGAGAAAGAGAGCAGAACUUAACUGUGUAUAUUAAUGAUGAUGAUACCCCUGAAACUGAUGAAACAUUUUAUAUCUUCCUUUUGAAUUCCACAGGAGAUACUGUUGUCUUUGAGGCUGGAGUGGCUACGGUUAUUAUUGAAGCAAAUGAUGAUCCUAAUGGAAUUUUCUCCUUAGAGACUUUAGAGAAGCCAGUGGAAGAAGGCAAAAGUAACAAUUACAUGGUUUUGAGACAUAGAGGACACUUUGGCAAUGUCUCAUUGACCUGGCAGCUGUUUGAUAAUGACUCUGCCCUGAGGCCAGGAGAAGAGUUCUAUGAAACUUACGGGACUGUGUGCUUCAUGGAUGGUGAAGGAUCAAAGCCAAUAACACUCCAUGCUAUUUCAGAUAGAAUUCCUGAAUUCAAUGAAUUUUACAUUCUAAAGUUGGUGAAUGCUUCAGGUGGGUUUCCUGGUCCUGGUGGUCAGUUAUCUGAAACAAGCCUUGCUGUAACCGUGAUGAUUCCAUUCAAUGAUGACCCUUUUGGAGUCUUUGUUAUAGAUCCAGAAAGCCAGGACAGAGAAAUAGUGGAAGAUGUUCUUUCUGAAGAUGAUCUUUCCUAUAUUACAGACUUCACCAUCUGGAGACAACAAGGCACCUUUGGUGUUGUCCGGUUAGGUUGGGAAAUACUGUCUAGUACCUUCCAAGCUGGAUUGCCAUCAAUGGUAGACUUCUUGUUGCUGGGAUCAUUUCCAAGCUCAGUACAAUCCCAACCUCACAUGAGGCGCCAUCACAGUGGAACCGAUGCUUUGUAUUUCAGUGGAAAAGAGGAUGCAUUUGGGAUUAUUGGUCCGGAAUACCCCUACAGUGGAAAUACUGCAGUAACCAAUUUUACAUUUUCAGCGUGGUUAAUUCCUAAUGUCAGUACUGAUGGUUAUAUAGUUGAAAAGGAUGAUGAUAAUGGGACCUUAUAUUACGGCGUGAAAAUCCAAACGAAUUAUUCUCAUGUUUCUGUAGUGCUUCAUUAUAAAGCAUUAGGAUCCAAUAUGACAUAUAUGGCUAAAGCAGCAGUUCUGAAAUACCUGGAUGAAAAUACUUGGCUUCACCUUCUUAUUACUCUGGAUGACAGUAUAAUUGAAUUUUACAUGGAUGGAAUUCCAGUUCUGGGAGGAAUGAAGAGCCUAAAAGGAGAAGCAAUUGCUGAUGGUGAGCCAAUAACCUGCAUUAGUUUUCUCCUUUUGUAA
Messenger RNA from Phaethon lepturus (White-tailed tropicbird), 4497 nucleotides. RefSeq names its product G-protein coupled receptor 98-like. NCBI's taxonomy places the organism in Eukaryota, Metazoa, Chordata, Aves, Phaethontiformes, Phaethontidae. Gene Ontology annotation, biological process: cell communication; negative regulation of adenylate cyclase activity. Gene Ontology annotation, molecular function: G protein-coupled receptor activity. The transcript has 21 exons. Bases 1 to 4497 code for a protein of 1498 amino acids. The record is from RefSeq and is a predicted model, not a curated record. Gene Ontology annotation, cellular component: membrane.